Pollicipes pollicipes is the source of this 753-nucleotide messenger RNA. RefSeq names its product microtubule-associated proteins 1A/1B light chain 3B. Lineage: Eukaryota; Metazoa; Arthropoda; Thecostraca; Pollicipedomorpha; Pollicipedidae. Bases 370 to 738 code for a protein of 122 amino acids. The record is from RefSeq and is a predicted model, not a curated record. The transcript is spliced from 3 exons.
ACCUGUUAAAAGGACAUAUGAAGGAAAAACACUCUAAUGUUAAGCGAGCUUUCAUUUGGAGAAUUUGUUUACACCUUUCAGCUGGCCCGAGAACAAAACAACUCCACGAGGGACGUGAGCAGGCCCUGAGCAGGGCGAGCUGAUUGCGUCGUACGUGGGACGGAGGGGGCAGCUGGGUAACGCAGGCUCAUUGAUUCGUGGUGCGAGCUGGACGGGUUUGGAACGCGAGUACCAGCGAAGGUUUGCCAAUAACCACCAAAGUCGAUUUGUGGCUCGCAUAGCUUUGGAAAACCGCCCCCGCAGGACGUCUUGCUCGGCCAGCUUGCAGAGGUGCACCCAGCAUCCCUUGCUUUUGCAAUCGCAGUUCUGAUGUCUGGAGGCAUGGAGAAGACAUUUAAAGAGAGGAGGUCGAUGGAGCAGCGUGUGCACGAUGUCAGGCAUAUUCGUGAGCUGCACCCCAACAAGGUGCCAGUCAUCAUCGAACGCUUCUCGGGCGAGAAGUCCCUGCCACAAAUCGACAAGACCAAGUUCCUUGUUCCGGAUCAUGUGACAAUGGGCGAACUCAUCAGAAUCAUCCGGCGCCGACUGAGCCUGCACCCGAACCAGGCGUUCUUCCUGCUGGUGAACCAGCGAGCCAUGCCGCUCGUCUCGGCCACGAUCGCCGACGUCUACAGCCAGGAGCGCGACGACGACGGGUUCCUCUACAUGGUGUAUGCCUCGCAGGAGGUGUUCGGCUAGGCGGGCGGUGGCACU